Eublepharis macularius is the source of this 1053-nucleotide messenger RNA. Its product is annotated as olfactory receptor 10Z1-like. Lineage: Eukaryota; Metazoa; Chordata; Lepidosauria; Squamata; Eublepharidae. The transcript has 2 exons. Gene Ontology annotation, biological process: G protein-coupled receptor signaling pathway. Gene Ontology annotation, cellular component: membrane. Bases 1 to 1053 code for a protein of 350 amino acids. Gene Ontology annotation, molecular function: G protein-coupled receptor activity; olfactory receptor activity. The record is from RefSeq and is a predicted model, not a curated record.
AUGUCUCCCUGCGUGUGUAUUGUGGUUUCCUACGCCCGUAUCGUAGCGACUGUGCUGAGGGUGCCUUCGGCCAAAGGAAAGCGCAAGGCUUUCUCCACCUCUAAUGACGCCCAGGAGAACCAAACCAGAAUUUCUGAGUUCCUACUGCUUGGAUUGUCCCAAGUGCCUGAGACGCGCUUCACCCUGCUAGUCAUCUUCCUGGUCCUUUAUCUUCUCACCUUGUCUGGUAACAUCCUCUUGGCUUUGGCAGUAUGGAAAGACACUCAUCUUCAGACACCGAUGUACAUUUUCCUGUGCACCUUGGCCCUCUCGGAGACGUUGGUAAGCUUCGUUGUUGUUCCCAAGAUGUUACGGGGCUUGGCAUCACCCAGUGGUGUCUCUUCCAUCUCUUUCCCCGGCUGCGUGGCUCAGAUGUUCUUUGGGUCUGCUUUGGCUUCCACGAAUUGCUUCCUGCUGGCUGCUAUGGGAUAUGAUCGCUCAGUGGCUAUCCGGGAUCCACUGCGCUAUGUGGCACGGAUGGAUGGAAAGACGUGCAUCAAGCUGAUCACUGUCUGUUCCUUUGGUGGAUUCUGCGUUGCUGCUGGCAUGACUGCAGCCAUCUUCCACCACCCCUUUUCUCCUGGCCAUAACCUUAUCCAGCAUUUCUACUGCGAUAUAUUACCUCUCCUGGAACUGGCCUGCGGAGAAACUCGUACUAGUGAGGCGGCCUUACUUUUCCUCUGUAUGUUAGUCCUUGGUUUUCCCUUGUUGCUGAUUCUUCUCUCAUACAUCUAUAUUCUGAAGACUGUGCUAAGGGUAUCAACUCAUGGAAGCCACCGGAAAGCCUUCUCCACUUGUGGGGCCCAUCUUACCGUGGUGGUUAUUCAUUUUGGCUGUGCCUCCUUCAUGUAUCUGAGGCCAAAGACGAGUUAUCACUUGGAAAGGGACCGACUUAUCUCGGUGAGCUAUUCUGUAGUCACACCGCUCCUCAACCCAAUGGUCUACAGUCUUCGGAACAGGGAGGUCCAUGCUGCCCUAAAGAAGACCCUUGGUUUCAAGUCUGCAGAACGGUGA